Caenorhabditis remanei is the source of this 279-nucleotide messenger RNA. RefSeq lists its product as uncharacterized. Lineage: Eukaryota; Metazoa; Nematoda; Chromadorea; Rhabditida; Rhabditidae. Bases 1 to 279 code for a protein of 92 amino acids. The transcript has 3 exons. The record is from RefSeq and is a predicted model, not a curated record.
AUGGGAGAUCAAAUCGAGUUGGUCCGCAACGGUGGGAACUCCUCAGAGCAGAGACCACCUUUAAAGGCGCAGCUGAGCAGGCAGACGACGUUGGGAACUGGACAUGAAAUCACUCUUGGCACUGAUCAGGAUCCUUAUAACAAGGAGGAGCUCGUCAACACUCUGAAGGGCCGUGAACUCGGACUGUUCGUCGUCUUCUACAUCUGUGCCGUCAUGUUCAUCGUCAUGACUUUCGAGUUCUUCAAACCAAUCUUCUUCACCAAUAAUUACCCCAAUUAA